AUGCCCUUAACUCCUAUUUCUUUUCUCUCUACAUUCACCCCCCCCAAUCUCUAUCUCCAAUUAUACUUGAUUGCCUCUUUCAGUUUUUCUCUUUCUUGUCACUCAGUAUCUCUCUCUCUCGAUUGGUCUCUUCUUUCAAUCACUGUCAUGAUUGUUCUCUUGCAAUCUCUUGUUUCUUUUGUCAGUUUUGUUCUCUCAGUCUCUCUCUCUUGUUUAUUCAGUUGCUGUCUCUCUUUCAUUUGUUUUCUCGUUGUCUCAUUCUGUUCGCUUGCUCUCCUGCUUGAGUUCUCGCUUUCUCUCUCUCUCACUCGUUCUCACACUGUCUCUCUUUUGUUGUCUUGCUUUCAUUUGUUCUCUCACUGUCUCUCUUUCAUUUCUUCUUUCACAGUCUCUUUUUCAUUGUCUCUCUUUCAUUUCUUCUUUCACUGUCUUUUUUCAUUGUCUCUCUUUCAUUUCUUCUUUCACUGUCUCUUUUUCAUUGUCUCUCUUUCAUUUCUUCUUUCACAGUUUCUUUUUCAUUGUCUCUCUUUCAUUUCUUCUUUCACAGUCUCUUUUUCAUUGUAUCUCUUUCAUUUCUUCUUUCACUGUCUCUUUUUCAUUGUCUCUCUUUCAUUUCUUCUUUCACAGUCUCUUUUUCAUUGUCUCUCUUUCAUUUCUUCUUUCACAGUCUCUUUUUUCAUUGUCUCUCUUUCAUUUCUUCUUUCACUGUCUCUUUUUCAUUGUCUCUCUUUCAUUUCUUCUUUCACAGUCUCUUUUUCAUUGUCUCUCUUUCAUUUCUUCUUUCACAGUCUCUUUUUCAUUGUCUCUCUUUCAUUUCUUCUUUCACAGUCUCUUUUUCAUUGUCUCUCUUUCAUUUCUUCUUUCACAGUCUCUUUUUCAUUGUCUCUCUUUCAUUUCUUCUUUCACAGUCUCUUUUUCAUUGUCUCUCUUUCAUUUCUUCUCUCGCAGUCUCUUUUUUGUUUGUUUCUUUGCUGUCUCUCUCUUACUUGUUCUCUCGUUGUCUCUUUGUUCCCUCACUGCCUCAUUCUCUCACUGUCUCUCUCUUGUUUGUCCCUUCGCUGUCUCAUUCUCUGUCUUGCUCUCUAUCUCUCACUUGUUCUCUCACUCUCUUAUUUAUUUUCUCACUGUCUCUCUCUUGCUUGUUCUCUUGCUGUCUCAUUCUUUGUCUCACUCUCACUUUUUCUCUUGCUGUCUCUCUCUCACUUGUUCCAUCUGUCUCUCACACUAUCUGUUCUUCUCUCUCUCUUGUUCUCUCAUUAUAUUGCUCUUUCAAUGUCUGCUCCUUUUUCUCUCUCUUUUCUUUCUUUCCCACUUGCUCUCACACCCUUUCCUCUCUUUAUCCUUUCCUGCUCAUUCUCUCCUUCCCCCUCUUUUCUUUCUUCCUCUCAUGCAUCCUCUCUCCUUUCUGUCUCCUCCACUCCUAUCUCUUUCUCCUAUUCCCUCUCUCCUUUCUCUCUGUCAAUCUUCUUUAUGUCAACAACCUUCAGAUGGUCUCUGUCUCUAUCUAUCUAUCUAUCUAUCUAUCUAUCUAUCUAUCUAUCUAUCUCAAUGAUACCCCAGAUUUUUUCAUUUCUCUCUGAUUUUCUCUUUUUUCUUUCUUUCACUAUUUUCAAUUUUACAACCUUCUAUUCUCAUGUCCUUAUCUUUUUUUUCUAUUGCAACCUUCUUUUCUUAUUUCAUUAUCCUUUUUUCAUUCAGCCAAACAUAUUUCUUUUUUCUUUCAGCUCACUACCAUCUUUCUUUUUUUUCAUUCAGCCUGUGACCACUUUUCUUUCUUUCUUUCUUUCUUUCUUCAUUCUCACUACCACCUUUCUUUUUUUUUCAUUCAGCCCAUUUCUUUCUUUCUUUCUUUCUGCUCACAACCACCUUUCUUUUUUUCAUUCAGCUCAUAACUUACUUCUUCCUUUUUUCUUUUUUUCUUUCUUCUCACUACCACCUUUCUUUUUUCAUUUAGCUCAUAACUUACUUCUUUCUUUUUUCUUUCUUUCUUUUUUCCAACCAACCAACUAA
Acanthosepion pharaonis is the source of this 2010-nucleotide messenger RNA. NCBI's taxonomy places the organism in Eukaryota, Metazoa, Mollusca, Cephalopoda, Sepiida, Sepiidae. The record is from the annotation of a GenBank genome assembly.